This is a messenger RNA of Pelagomonas calceolata, 1359 nucleotides long. NCBI's taxonomy places the organism in Eukaryota, Pelagophyceae, Pelagomonadales, Pelagomonadaceae. The record is from the annotation of a GenBank genome assembly.
AGGAAGACCUAAGAAAGGAACAAGCUCCUAGGAGCCUUCUCCCUGCUCGGUCAGGAUGCCCAACCGGAGCCGCGAAAUAGCAAUAAGGUAUCUAUACAACGGAUUUUCGAUCUCCCGGGGUAACUCGUCCCCCAUGACCAAGCGACAUCGGCCCUCAUCGGUCAAUUGCCGUGCCGGGGGGCAAACCGAGUAUAAUCUCGCAAGAAAUGCCUCCCGUUCUUCCUCAAAGGCCUCGCAUUCAAAUAACGUGUGUUGGAUCGUUUCCGAUUCACGAGAUUCGCAACAAGGGCAUUGCGCGUUACGAACAAGCUGCGUUCGGCUGCUCGAACUCCGGAGGUCGUGGCAACCCAAUCGGAACUUCGUCUUCAAUCUCCGCCCUUCCCGAAGAGACCCGGGGCACGUUCUGAGUAAAUAUUCCGGCAAGCCGAAACGUUCCUUCUCGACCCAAUUGCUCAUGUUGCGGAGAGUCGACAUUUCCUUGAAGCCAUCGGCGAGCUCGGAAACUCGGCGCGAUGCGACGAAUUCAUUGACGAACUUUUUCGCGGCCGGUUUUUUCAGAGGCCCGGGCCAAUUCGCUUCUAACGCCAGAUUUUCAAGGAACAAAGCUCCGUUCUUCGACGAUCCGCGACCUUUAGAAUCAUUCAUCAGGCCGUCGUAUACGCGGCGAACGAGGAAAUCCUGAGGGUCCAACGACAAGAUGCUGUUGCGGAAUUUCAACGCCGCGGCGUUUAUACGAGUUCCGACGGACGCGACGCCCAGUUCGUGCCAGACGGCGACCGAAGCCGUUUUCGCUUCCACGCCGAGCAGGCGCCGAUAAAUGAUAUUCAACGCGACCGCGAUGUCGUGAUAUUGGCUUUCCGGACAAGCGUGCGCUUGCACUCCUCGUCCGUCGAGCACGGUUCAUCGUUCGCGGCGAAGACCCAGGCCAUUUGCUGGUGCUUGUACCACCGGUUCCGCCGCGUCUCGCGCGGCGAAGGCGUCGUACGCGCGGGCCAUGUUCGUCCGCGUGCGGUACAGCCUCGCGUGGGCCCGGGACAGCGCGUGGCCCGCGCGGGCCACGACGUAGUGGAGCGCGGCGUUCUCGACCCAGGCGCCGUGGAGCGCCGGGACGCCGUACGCGCCGCGGAGGUAUUCGAGGUAGAGCAGCUCCGCGUGCGCGGCGCCCCCCGACGGGCGACGCGGAUCCCAGCGCGAAUCCCCGCGCAAAGCGCGUCGCCUUGACGACGACCGCGGUCCGGCGGCCGUCGAGCACGAGCGUCGACGCGUUCACGUACUUCUCCAACGAUACAAUAGACUCGUUCCCCGGCGUCCGCAGCGGCGCGCCGGGGCCCGCGAGGUCCGCGGCCGCGCGCACGCGCC